Molecule: messenger RNA, 9047 nt
Organism: Syngnathus acus (greater pipefish)
Lineage: Eukaryota; Metazoa; Chordata; Actinopteri; Syngnathiformes; Syngnathidae
Gene: grm5b
Product: glutamate receptor, metabotropic 5b
Exons: 18
Coding region: 334-4152 (1272 amino acids)
Biological process (GO): G protein-coupled glutamate receptor signaling pathway; regulation of synaptic transmission, glutamatergic; trans-synaptic signaling by endocannabinoid, modulating synaptic transmission
Cellular component (GO): postsynaptic density membrane
Molecular function (GO): adenylate cyclase inhibiting G protein-coupled glutamate receptor activity; G protein-coupled receptor activity involved in regulation of postsynaptic membrane potential
Source: RefSeq, a predicted model, not a curated record
GUUUCAUUUGUUGCCAUAGUGAAAAAGUAGAUUAACCAAAGCGAGCAGCGAUGCCAUGAUGGACGCAUGAGGGAUGUUGCUCUUCUCCAAGUCGGCACACCUGUCCUGCAAGUAGAGGUUCAUGUGAACAUGUCUGUCUGCUGUAACCUACUUUGGACGCUAGCUCUCCCUCUGGACUUCUACCAUUUAUUAAAAGGCAGUCAAGACUUUCUGCUAAAUUUCUCUAGUCGCACUGCAGAUCCUUUCUCUGUUAUGGUGACCACCCCACGUUGAAAUCUGAAGACAGAAGAAAAAAACGAGUUGUUAUGGCCAGGAAAACUGUUUGCAGGACAAAUGGUAACCUGUGACAACAACUUUGAAUUUCACUUUGGGAUGAAUAAACAGAGCAAGAUGAUUGUGUGGCUACUCCUCGUCUUUGUUUGGGCGGCACUUGAGCAAACGGACUCGGCACAGUCUAGCGAACGGCGAGUUGUAGCCCACAUCCCUGGGGACAUCAUAAUUGGAGCGUUGUUCUCUGUGCAUCAUCAGCCUCCUGCAGACAAGGUUCAUGAACGUAAGUGCGGCGCAGUUCGAGAGCAGUACGGUAUCCAACGGGUGGAGGCCAUGAUGCACACGCUGGACCGCAUCAAUGCAGACCCUCUCAUCCUUCCCAACAUCACCCUUGGAUGUGAGAUCCGUGACUCCUGUUGGCACUCGGCUGUGGCUCUGGAGCAGAGCAUCGAAUUUAUACGGGAUUCGCUGGUGUCGUCCGACGAGGCGGAGGAGUGGGGUGGGGGAAGCCCUUGGGGAGGAGGCGGCGGGGGUGCAGCCAUGAAGUGCGCUGACCCCUCUGCCACUCCCAUGCGAGGGAAAAAACCCAUUGUGGGUUUAAUCGGGCCAGGAUCGAGCUCAGUCGCGAUCCAGGUCCAGAACCUUCUACAGCUGUUCAAUAUACCGCAAAUUGCCUACUCUGCCACUAGUAUGGAUCUUAGUGACAAGAGUCUUUACAAGUACUUCAUGCGGGUGGUGCCAUCAGAUGCCCAACAGGCAAGGGCGAUGGUGGACAUCGUCAAGAGAUACAACUGGAGCUAUGUGUCAGCCAUCAACACUGAAGGCAACUAUGGCGAAAGUGGGAUGGAAGCCUUCAAGGACAUGGCGGCAAAAGAGGGCAUUUGCAUCGCUCAUUCUGGCAAAAUCUGGAGCAAUGCCGGAGAGCAGAGCUUCGAUCGAUUGGUGGAAAGGCUGAAGGCUCACCUGCCCAAGGCCAGGGUGGUGGCUUGCUUCUGUGAAGGCAUGACCAUCCGCAAUAUCCUCAUGGCUAUAAGGCGCCAAGGACUGGUGGGAGAGUUUCUUCUCAUUGGCAGUGACGGAUGGGCAGACCGUUAUGACGUGACGGAUGGUUAUGUGAAGGAAGCCGCCGGUGGCAUAACCAUAAAGCUUCAAUCUGCUGACGUCAAGUGGUUUGAUGACUACUACCUUAAACUGCGCCCUGACAACAACCUCAGGAACCCGUGGUUCAUAGAAUUCUGGCAACAUCGCUUCCACUGUCGACUGAAAGGCCACCCACAGGAAAACAACAAGUACAAUCGCACCUGUAGCAAACGGGAAUCUCUUCGGCAGCAGUAUGCACAGGACACCAAGAUGGGCUUCGUCAUCAAUGCCAUUUAUUCAAUGGCAUAUGGCCUGCAUAACAUGCAACGGACACUGUGCCCAGGCUAUCAGGGCCUAUGUGAUGCCAUGAGGCCUAUUGAUGGCGCUACGUUGUUGGACUUCCUAAUGAAAACAAACUUUACUGGAGUAUCUGGGGAGGGAAUCCUCUUUGAUGAGAAUGGAGAUUCACCUGGCAGGUAUGAAAUCAUGAAUUUCAAGAAGAUGGGGAAGGACUACUAUGAUUACAUUAAUGUGGGCAGUUGGGACAACCGUGGCUUGAAAAUAGAUGAUGACGAAAUCUGGUCAAGCAAAGAAGUUGUCAUCAAGUCAGUUUGUAGUGAACCCUGUGAAAAAGGGCAGAUUAAGGUGAUCCGUAAAGGUGAAGUGAGCUGUUGUUGGACGUGUACCCCCUGUAAAGAAAACGAGUUUGUGUUUGAUGAGUAUACCUGCCGAGCUUGUGAUCUGGGCUCCUGGCCCACUCAUGACCUCACAGGAUGCGAUCCAAUCCCAGUGGAAUACCUCCGAUGGGGAGACCCCGAACCCAUCGCUGCUAUGGUUUUUGCCUGCCUUGGGCUCAUGGCCACGUUCUUUGUCACUGCCGUCUUCAUUAGGUUCAGGGACACUCCUGUGGUGAAAUCCUCCAGCAGGGAGCUUUGCUAUAUAAUACUGGCGGGUAUCUGCCUGGGGUACUUGUGUACCUUCAGCCUCAUCGCCAAACCGCAUGUCAUCCAUUGCUACCUCCAACGCCUGGGAAUUGGCCUGUCACCCGCCAUGAGCUACUCUGCUCUGGUCACCAAGACCAACCGCAUUGCACGGAUCCUGGCAGGCAGCAAGAAGAAGAUUUGUACAAAGAAGCCUCGUUUCAUGUCUGCCUGUGCUCAGCUCAUCAUUGCCUUCCUGCUCAUACUCUUACAGCUAGGCAUCAUUGUAGCACUCUUCCUCAUGGAGCCACCUCAGGUGAUCCAUGACUACCCCAGUAUCCGUCAAGUCAACCUCAUAUGCAACACCACUAACUUGGGUGUGGUUGCUCCGCUGGGAUACAAUGGCCUGCUCAUUCUCAGCUGUACCUUCUAUGCCUUCAAAACCCGCAACGUUCCGGCAAAUUUCAACGAGGCGAAGUACAUUGCCUUCACCAUGUACACUACCUGCAUUAUAUGGCUGGCCUUUGUUCCCAUCUACUUUGGCUCCAAUUACAAAAUAAUCACCAUGUGCUUCAGUGUCAGCCUCAGCGCUACUGUGGCCCUUUGCUGCAUGUUUGUACCAAAGGUGUACAUCAUUCUAGCCAAACCAGAGCGAAACGUGCGCAGUGCCUUUACCACCAGUACGGUGGUGCGCAUGCAUGUCGGCGAUGGCAAAUCCUCUUCAGCUGCCAGCCGCUCCUCCAGUCUGGUUAACCUGUGGAGACGCAGAGGCUCCACUGCAGAGACUCUCAGCUCAAACGGCAAGUCAGUGUCUUGGGCCCAGACAGAGCGCAACAGUUCACACGGGAACCACUUGUGGCAGCGUCUGUCCUUCCACAUCAAGAAGAAGGAGAACAAUCAAACUGCGGUCAUCAAGCCCUUCUCCAAGGCAGCUGAGGAGCGAUACUGCGGUGGUGCCAACCUGCCUCCGCACAUGCCCCUGCCCUCCCUCCCCUCCAUCUCCUCCCUGCCCUCUCAAAGUGACACCGGCGCAGACAAGAGCCUGUACGACCUCUCCGAAGCAGAGGAGAGGUACUCCCUAACUUAUCGGCCACAAACGCCCUCCCCGGUCAGCACGGUGAGCCAGAGACUCUGUGCCGGUUUGGAAGAGGAGUCUCAGUCGGCAAGCGGUGCCAAGUAUCCCAGCAGUACUUGCAGCCAGAGCAGCGGCAGCAGUUACGGCCGUGUCAGCAGUGGCUCGGGUGUGGCCGGGGGUGACGGUCGCCUGGUCAUCUUGGAGGGUCGCCCGGUGGCAUGCCAAAGCAACCUGAUGGAUCAGAUCAGCUGUGUGGUGAACCGCUUUACUGCCAACAUCAGCGAGCUCAACACUAUGAUGCUAUGGUCCUCGCCUACACACCCCCACGCACACAAACAUUCGCCACCGCCGCCGCCGCACCCCACCGACCCUUAUCUUCUUCCUCGUGAGAUCCACACGCCUCCUAUGCUCACUGCCUACGCUGACGUCCAGCCCCACCCCCUCGCCGAGUCCAGCUUGGGCCACCGGUUCGGCUGUCCGGUUCACCCUGUCCCACUUCCACAUUCGCCUUACCCUCUCCCCCCUCCUCACCCCCAGUCCUCCCCGUCUCUUUCCCCCAUGCGAGGUGGCUUGGUCACCCGCCUCAUGGACUCCCCACUAGGGAGGGUGGAAUUGGAGGAGGAGCUUAUUGCUUUGACUCCCCCGUCUCCCUUCCGCGACUCUUUGGCAUCAAGCGGUAGCUCGGCCGUGUCUGAUAUAGAUUUGUGUCUCCCGCCGGUGCCCUCCCAUCCUCCCCCGUCGCCUCCUUCGCCCAGGUACGCCAGACUAAAUCUCAGAAACUACAGCCAGAGUUCCUCUUCACUGUGAGGCAGACAUGACGGCAAGAAAGAGGAGCAAUUAAGACAAGCGGAUGGAUCAAGUCAAAUCCAUCCCCACAAGGAUGUGAAAGCUUUGUGUUUACAUGUGUGCAGUGAGAUCAUAUUUUCAUAGUGAUGUUCCUUACAUCAGAAAGGGAAACAACCACAAGAGAAAAUCUGUGGUUUGAAAAUAUGUAUUAGGUUUAGAUUGUGGCCUUACGCUAACAUGGCUGUCAGCUAAUUAGAGAUAGCAACCGUGCACUCGUCGUAUGUGUGUAUGUACGGUACGCAUACCUCCAUGAGUGCAUUUCAUUUGUCUUAAAGAGAAAUGGGCAAAGGGAAAUACUUGUGGAGCAGCUAAAAGCUCCCAAAGGGCACAUAAACUGUACAGGUGAUCUGCUGUACAGCAGUCAAACACGCACCGUCAAGAACUACAACUGUAAAUAUUUCACAAGGUGUGGGUUGCGGAGGUCCAUGGCGUGAACAUGCAGCUGCUUUACAGAUAAGCGACUUUUUUAUUACAUUAGCCGUUAAAACUGUUGUUUUGUUUCACUUGAUUCCUGAAGGGUUUGGCACCAAAACCUUAUGUAGGCCACCAGAAAGCAAGAAAGGCAAAUCGACAAAAUGUUAAAUGAAUAACAUCAAAUCUGGUUGCUAAUUGACUCAAAUCUGACCUCGCCGGAUAAUAGCAACGUUCCGCUUGAUGUGAGUCUUUUCUUUUCCAUACAAUGUGACAGCAGGGUACCAAUCUUGCUCUCCUUCGUCAUAUUUGACUGAACUCAUUAGAUUCACUUCCAUCUCUUGGGGAAAAAGUUCACAUCAUUCGCUUCUGUCAGUCUGUGGCGCAGGUGCACACUUGAAAUUAUUCCCUCAUGUUGGUGGCAGAGAAGCUUUGAUAAAUCCUUCAGCAGAAAGCACUUCAGGCCAAUUAUAUUUGAAAAGAAAUCCAAGCCUUGUCAGUUAAAAAUUUUGGUCAAUGCAAAAUUAUUUCGAGCAGAGUGUUAAAUGAAGCGCUUGCUAACACUAUUACACAGACAAGUACUGUAUAUAAAGUCUUGUUGCCUGGCAACCUUACAUAAAAAAAAUAAAAAUCAAACAGACUGUUAAGCAAUAAUGUGAUUACUAAUUAUUAUGAUAACAUUUAGUUGAGCAUAGUAGCUCAGCUGAGUCUUUACAUUUGUUUGUGCAUUCAAUUAAAUAGAUUGUGUGUCGUUUUACAGCAAAGACGGAAUUUGUUGCUUAUAGCCCGUGUUCUACCCGUUUCCGUCAUCAUACAAUGUCAAAUAGAACAUCUACAAUGAUUUACACAUCAACAAAGAAAAAGAGUCAAAAACAAAUAGUAUGACUCCCAAACUGUGCUAUCACUUUGAAUGUCUCAGUGAACAUUCCAAUUCAGAUAACAUGAUUAUUGUGCCAAAGGGUUUUGGGCGGGGCUAAAUUAUAUGCUUUGUUAGUGAAUAUGUGGUUUCAUAAAAACAACAACAAAAAAAAGGUAAAUGUUAAAGACUUUCUAAUGUAUUUUGAUAUUUUAAAAUUGAUCAUUGUGUUCUUUUCAUUGUAAAAGCAAUAGUACCCAUACAGUACAUCUAAAUGGGGUUUCUAAUCACUUUUAAGAAAUAGUUCUGCAUUCUCUGGGGGUAGUUUGCCAAGGAGCACUCAUACCCAAACACCCUUGUGUUUACGGAAAACUGCUCAAGGUGAAACGAGUUGUUUAUUUCUAAUUCAGUCUUGUAUAAUAGCUGUGUGUAUGCGAUCGAGAGGUUAUUUUGUGACAUUUUAUUGUCUCCAUUUGAAUGGCAAUGUUUAAAGACAGCAUUGCUGGAUUUGUACUUUGAGUCAAAGAUUUGUUGACAAUGAAGCAAAGAAAAAAACAGGACCAUUAAUUCCAAUCGCUGCAUUAUUAUUAUUAUUAUUAUCAUUAUUAUGACUUCUCUAAGUCAAAACAGACCUGAACAGACUAGACAUGACCCAACAAUUAGCCAGCGCCGUUGUGGUGGUGUGAUUUGGGAGAAGCUGGUUUACAUGCUCCUGUCACCGACUGUGUUCAUUGAGUUAAGCGAGUGCGCUCGUUUCAGACCUUCGCAUGGUUGUUAUCGGCCCCUCAGGUGGAACUGUGUGCUGCCUCAGCAGACAGACACAAUCAAUGCCCACAUCUCAUUUCCGAAAGGGACUUUAUGAUGUGACAUCAUUUUAUAUUAAAAAUCAUGUGACUGAUCAGAAAGACAAUUGAAAUGAAUGAAAGGAUGAUCAUUGCCGACAUAUGAUGCCCUGCUGAUGCGCUACCAAAAAGCUGUAGCAUGACUUAUCUUUGGAACUGCACUCCGAAGAAUUGAAUUGAUAAUCCUUAUAUGUACUUUUAAUCCAAAAGCGCUCAUCUGCUGAUCAGACGAGAACAAUCUCUAGGUUAUGUAAUCUUGAACUGUUUGCUUUUAACCCAAUCAUUAAUGGUGGCAGGAGGCAGUUUUAUCUCCAACACUGCACGCACACAAAAAGCACACAAAGCAGGUUGUAAUCUAAUGUAACGAUAGAUCCUCCACUUUUAUAAUUGGCCAAGUCUACCCGUGUUGUAUGAGAAUCAAUUUAUGGUUAUAUGGAGGUUAUAUGUUUCAGUGUGUCUGUCUGUUGACGACGUCUAAGGAGGAGUAAAAUUGGGGAACAAUCAGAUUCAACCCAGAAUUAAUUUUGUGUCAAAUACAUUUUUCAACCGUAUCAGUUUCUUGUAAUGCAGUAGUAGGUCUCAUGUAUUGCUUCCCAUGAGUUUAAAAAGACACCCAUAUGCUUAAGCAGUAUUUCAAAAUGACUGACCUAAGGAUUUCUGUGUGUAGAAAAGCAUUUAAUAGGAUGUGCAGGGAAGAGACUGAACACAGAGACUUAUCAGUGUUGACUUGAAUAUUAAGUAGCUAAGAGCUGCGUACAUGUUUGCUUUUGCAAGACAGAGGCUGAGUGCAAUCCAGGGCAGAGGUGGCUAUGCCUACUUGUCUUAAAUAUGCCAACCACAGUAUUUUUGUAUUUUGCGUAUGGUGUAAUGCUGCUGAUGAUUAGUUUGCUUUUUAAUGGACUGAAGCUUGCUUAUUGCAUUUUAGUUACAUGUUAAUGUUAUACGUUAUAAGUCUCAUAUAUAUAUAUUUUAUGGAUUAUCAGAGGUGAAAUGCAGGUUGUUUUAAAAUACAAAGCAGGCAGAUCUCAUUACAUUUUUCAUUUGUUAUACAGUGAAACCUCAGGUCACAAAUUUUAUUCCUUCCGUGACCCCGUAUCCAACCCGAAACCUUUGCAUAACAAAGUAAUGUUUCCCAUUGAAAUGAAUGGAAGCAGAAUGAAUCCAUUCCAAUCUGAAAACAAAACUAUACAAUAGAAUUGAAUAAUCUGUGCGAUAUAGAAAGAAAAGUUUUCACUGCAUUUCCUUCUUGUUUUUAACAAUGCAGUUAGGCUUCCAAACUGUACCGGUACAAGUUUUCGCUUUCUUUGGAACCCGACUGUAGCUAAUGAAGAGAAAAUGAACAAAGAUACAUGUAAUGUGCGAUGCAGGGAGCCAUGGACGUUAACCCAGCGCAAGAAAAAGCACAACUACAUGCCGAGAAGAUUCACAAAUUGUAAAUAGUGAAUCAAACAAGGCAGUGUUUUCUUUGAAAAUUUGGUGCUCAAACCAAUUGUUUGUCAACCUGGUUAUUUGUAACUCGAGGUUCCACUGUAUUUCCAUAUCUAAAGUUUCUCUCUGUUAAAGGUAUAACAAGCACAGGUAGAUGUGAAAUUAAAGCCGAUGGGAAAUCAAAUAGAUGCUAAAAAGCUGUUGCUUUGAGCGCAAACAACCUCCAGUCAUUGUUGCGUGUUCAAUUGUGAUGAGAUUCUCAUUUGAGACGGCGGCGCUACCAAUAAGAAUAUGAAUGUUGCCUUUAGAAAGUGAUGUUUACACGUUUCUGCUCACUGGAGCGGAUCAACUUCAUCACAGGUAGUCAAGGCGUUCAUUUCCACAAGCUUGUCAGCAAAUGUCAUGUGGAUUUCUCUUUUCUUUUCUUUUUUUUAUUGCAACACUAAUGUGGGGGUGUAGAGAGAGCAGUAAAAUACAUCUGCAUUUAAAUAAAGUGGCUGUGUUGUGUUUCAAUCUUCAAUCUCAGCAACAUACCAAGCAGUUAGUUUGGGUUUAAUGUAGCUCAGUUGGGAAAAUGGUUGAUGACGAAGAAAUUUGCUCUGAAUGCUACUUGUGCAAAAGCGUUAGCUUAGCACUGGACCAAAAUGACUGUUAUUGAAGUAAACGGUAAUAAUAACUGCUCUUUGUAAUUCUAACAUUCAGAAAGCACAUCACGUGUCAAGCGCAUAUCCUCCGACUCUGCUGUUUGCAAUCUUAAAAUGAAGUUACCCACACAGUGCCAAUUUUCAACACCCCCCCAUCCCCCAUUUGAAGUGCUAUGAUUCUCUUUCUGAAAUUCUGAAGUACAGAAGCGUUAAACUUGUUGUACAGGUCUGAAAACCGUUCAAAUCUAUUGUUUAUUAAAGGAAAAUAUUGUAUUGUUUAUAUUCAUCGUUGGUCAUUUGAUAUUCCGAUGAUUCAUUUUUAGGAAUGUUUUACAAGCUUUGUCAUUGUUUUUUUUUUCUGAUGACAGAAAUGUAGAAUGUAAUUUGAUGCUGUACGUCUGUGACACUGCAAGAUGGAUUUAUAUUUAAAUACUGUAUUUGGAUUUGUAUAGUGUGAACUGGUGAGACUUUAUGGUGAUAGCUGUAUAAAAAUUACAGUAUCUUUCUAAGUGGCUUUGUAGAGCAGGGUUUUGAUUCGCACCGGUCUGAGUGUAUGGAGUGUGUGCUUCAAGCAUAUUUGACAUUUUUAGAGCCGAACUUGCUUUAGAUUGUUCUCCAAUACUACAAACUGACAUGAGACGGUUUUCUCCGAGAAUAAAAUGUCUUCACAUUGUG